This is a messenger RNA of Pecten maximus, 1636 nucleotides long. RefSeq names its product agrin-like. Lineage: Eukaryota; Metazoa; Mollusca; Bivalvia; Pectinida; Pectinidae. The record is from RefSeq and is a predicted model, not a curated record. Bases 44 to 1393 code for a protein of 449 amino acids. The transcript is spliced from 12 exons. Gene Ontology annotation, molecular function: protein binding.
GUUAUUAUAAAUUGAGAAGUUUUACACUGUUAAUCGCCAAUACAUGAUGAAGAAGUCACUGGCAGUGUUUGUACUACUUUUAAUUUAUUUACAGGUUGUCCAAGUGGAGUCACGACGACAAGUAAUAUGUCGCGGUAGCCGUGUGUGUGGUGAGGACGGAAGGACGUACACAAACGCCUGCUUGGCUAGACGAAGGGGUGUCACCAUAGCAUGCAAUCGGAGAUGUCCGUGUGAGCCAGACUGUAUAUGUACCGAGGAAUUCCAGCCUGUAUGUGGAGGGAAUGGCACAACAUACUCCAAUAAGUGCAAGGCCAAGUGUGCAAAUGCAAAAAUACAAUGCACUGGAAGUUGUCCGUGUACAGCGAGGUGUGCCUGUAACAGACGUCUCUCUCCUGUGUGUGGAGAAAACGGAAGGACAUAUCCAAACGCGUGUGUGGCAAAAUGCAAAAAGACUCGAGUAAAAUGCCCUGGUGGAUGUCCGUGUAACAAGAGAUGUAGAUGUCCUCCUUUUAAGGCUCAGGUGUGCGGGACGGACGGAAAGACAUACCUCAAUUCAUGUUCAGCACGUUGCAAGAAUGUUAGAGUCGAAUGUAACGGAAAGUGCCCAUGUAGAAAGUGUAAAUGUCCUGCAACAGGCAAACCAGUAUGUGGGGCGGAUAGAAAGACAUAUCCGAAUUCUUGUGCAGCUGUUUGCAAAAAUGUCCUGGUAAAGUGUAAAGGCAGGUGUCCGUGUUCAAAGAUACCAUGUAGGUGUCCACCAACCAAUAGCCCAGUGUGUGGAUCGGACGGGAAAACAUACAGGAAUAUAUGCUCAGCAUCAUGCAAAAAAGUCCGAGCGAAAUGCCCUGGUAGGUGUCCGUGUAACAAGACGUGUAGAUGUCCUCCUAUUAAGGCUCAAGUUUGCGGGACGGACGGAAAGACAUACCUCAAUUCAUGUUCAGCACGUUGCAAAAAAGUCCGAGCGAAAUGCCCUGGUAGGUGUCCGUGUAACAAGACGUGUAGAUGUCCUCCUUUUAAGGCUCAAGUUUGCGGGACGGACGGAAAGACAUACCUCAAUUCAUGUUCAGCACGUUGCAAGAAUGUUAAAGCCCAAUGUAACGGAAAGUGCCCGUGUAAAAAGUGUAAAUGUCCUGCAACAGGCAAACCAGUAUGUGGGGCGGAUAGAAAGACAUACCCAAAUGCUUGUUCAGCUGUAUGCAAAAAUGUCCUGGUCAAGUGUAAAGGCAGGUGUCCGUGUUCAAGAAACAAAUGCAGUAUGUGUCCACCACGCAAAAGCCCAGUAUGUGGAGCGGACGGAAGGACAUACAAAAAUCUAUGCUUAGCGUUAUGCAAGAAGGUGAAAAUCCAAUGCCUAUCUGCCUGUCCUUGUCCUUAUCUUGAAGUUAAGAUUUAAAAUCAAGUUAUUUUGACUUCAAAGAUUUUAUUUUGUAAACUCAUGCUUUAUCAGCCAUAUCCAUGGUCAUGCAGUGACGGUCAUUUUGACAGUAAAGCGCCUGGACCUGAUUACAAUCUCAAUUUGUUUGUAUAUGCGCGUGAAAACAUGAUAACUGUAACGAUUUAUCAAGGAUGUACAGUACUACGCCACCAAGUCACUUAUUUCUUACCAACUAAUACUAAUAAUAAAGAAGUUACCAAA